Molecule: messenger RNA, 2118 nt
Organism: Limulus polyphemus (Atlantic horseshoe crab)
Lineage: Eukaryota; Metazoa; Arthropoda; Merostomata; Xiphosura; Limulidae
Gene: 140up
Product: RPII140-upstream gene protein-like
Exons: 8
Coding region: 227-931 (234 amino acids)
Cellular component (GO): mitochondrion
Source: RefSeq, a predicted model, not a curated record
UGAGCCAAGUACAUGUGAUGCGACAAUAAACGUUAAAAUUAAGAUAAUGUCUAAGUGUACAGAGAUUACUUCAUGAAUAUCCCCCAUAUUUUUAAAGAAAUAUUAAGUGUAAAGAAACUAUCAUUACAUUAUCAACUAAAAACAACAACAAAAAACAAUAGUAGUAGUAGGCCCGUUUUCACGGAUGUAUAAAAUUGAAGUAUUCAAAAUAAAGAUAUUUUAAAGAAUGAAGAGUGAGAUAGAUAUUUCUCAGAAUGAAGAUUUGUUCAGACCACCUGAAGGAGAAACUGGGUGGGAUAGACUAAGAAUGAUGUUUAUGAAGGAUAUGUUUGGAAACUCCAGUCCAGAAAUGAAAAUGAUCACUAGUGGAGUAGGUAUGUCUUUAUUCAUCGGUGCUUGUAUUGGAGGAACAAUAUCAUCUAGGAAUGCAGUAGAAACUUUCAUUCGACAAAACCAGGCAACACAGUUCAACACACAGCUAGAAGCUAAGCGGAGGUUGCAAGAUCGGUUAAUGUUAGACAUGUGUAGAGGAGCUUGGAAAUGGGGAUGGAGAAUGGCAUUGUUUACUGGGUCAUAUAUGCUAUUCAUAACUUCAGUUGGUGUGUAUAGAAACAAAACAUCUGUCUGGGAACAUAUUGCAGCUGGAGUAACAUGUGGAACUUUAUGGAAAGCCAAGAUGGGCUUAAGAGCUAUGGCUGUUGGUGGUCUCUGUGGUGGAAGUUUGGGAUUAUUUGCAGGUUGCCUGUCUGUUGGUGUUAUGUGGAUCAGUGGUGUAUCAUUAGCAGAAAUUCGAUAUUGGCAACACAACUACUGGUGUGAACAAUACAAGAAACGAGCAGCUAUUGUCAAGGAAAAAGAAACAAGCAAACAUUUGCUUUUGAAAGGUCAUGAAGAAAGGUUAGCCCAGGAGACUCAAGAGCAGAAAUCAUAGAUUUAUGCCAAUUUGUACAGUAGAAAUGUUUUACAAGCUGUUAUCUUAUGUUUCACACUUUAGCUGUAGAAAAAUAUAAAUGAAUAAAAGUAGUGCAAGGUUAAAUCAAGUUAUUUAGAGGAUUUCUUACAUUGCACAGAGAUACAUAUACUCCUGCAUUUUUGUUUACUUAUGAAUGUGGAUAUAUUUUACAAUGUAUCUUGGUGCAGUUUUUAGUUAAUCAUCAUAAGAGUUGGUUGUUAUCAAGCUUUCCAGCAAGAUCUAAUAUUUUUUUCUUUUUUUGUGAAACUUACCUAGUGACAUAAAAGCUACAUAUAGUGAUAUCUGUGAUUAACCUAGCUUGGUUUAUGAGAGUUGAAAUAGCUCAAAACUGUAGUUCCAUAGUAUGGGUUUUAUUACAUAAGAGUUAUUGUGUUUUCAUGUUAUAUUUAAUACUAACAUUAGGUGGAAAAAUCCUCAGCAUCAACCAACUGAAAGAUCUUGUUAAUUUUUUUUUGCCACGAGAGAAUAAAUGAGUGUUUAGGCAUAAAUUAGGCCAACAGAUUUUGCAUGUAGCCAUUUGUGAACUUAAAAAGCCAGAAGUACUUAAACAUAUAGAACUCUAGACUAACAAAAACACUUAUAACCCUUUACAAACAAAGGAUUUAUAAGUGUCUUUGUUACUCUCUUUUAUUUAUGUUUAAACUCUAAACUAAACUAUGGUGGUGGCCAUUCCCCAAGUUAAAUACAGUUUAAGAUUUUCCAAAGUUGCUUUUAUACACACUCUCUCUUCAUUGUCAUCCACAUAAUCACAGUCUUGAUUCAAAUGCAAGUAGGUGUUUGAAGAAUUACCAAAGUUUGAGAUGUUAUACGCUGUUCGAAGCAACACGUUAUUGAACCCACAAAUCUCGUCUGUAACAAGAAUAAAUGUAUUGAUAAACGAUGAGAACAUAAACAUUGAUUUAAAAAAAAAAGAGUUCACUUGUUCUUUUUCUUUAUAAAUGACAAAGAUGUCACCAACAUACCUAUGAUAUUUAACAGGUUUACAACUCUCAGGACAUUGUUUUUGAUAAUAACAUAAAAACAAGGUACCUAAACCAGGAGCUCAUUUUGAGCACAUAGCAUUGCCAUCUGUUUGAUUAUAAGCACAAUUAUUAAACUAAAAAUGAGUUUUUCUAAUGUCAAAAUUCAAUAAAAACUGAUUUUUU